CUUAUUGUCGUUCUUAAACAAUGUCAACCUGUAGUUCGGGGCGUCUUUUUUUUGUAAAGCUGCGUUCGCCACGCAUUGUACUCGCCAAGCAUUGUACGUUAGGCCACUGGACGCAUUUUCUGGGGAGGCACAAAACAAUGAGGAUCACCGUCGUCGCCCUCACACUUAUCAUCGUCGCAUUCGUAUGCCUGGAAGUGCCGCUCGCCGAAGGAAGAAUUCGAAUCCCGAGGAUUCGGAAACCGAGGGCUCCCCGUUUACCCCAUCGUGUGCCAAAGGCCCCUAAGGUACAUGUGCCUAAACCACAUCAUUCGGGGCGCGGAGCCCGUGCACUUGCCGGGUUGAGUGUAGCAGGCGUUGUGGGCGAACUGGGAAGUUCAGCGGCCAGUAUAGCAGGGACUGUGAUUGGCGCUCAGCAAGGAAAGACAGAGGAAUGAUCCUGCAGUCUGCAUGAAUACCUUCACACCUGCUGGGGUAUGAAGACAAGAAAAGCAGAACCCUUAUCUUCAUCCUAACUAGUAAGAAUAAAGGCAAAUGACGACUGAGCAAUAUGGACACUGAAGACUGAAGAUAAUGUUGUAUAUUUCUUUUUUUGAUAGUAUAACGGCCACACACACACGCACCUCUCAUAUGUACAGACAUGCAUACACAUCUAUGAAUAACGAAGUAGGAAGGCCGUCGGCUGCAGCAAGAUUAACUAUUAGGUUAGAGAAAAACCUUC
Molecule: messenger RNA, 718 nt
Organism: Dermacentor silvarum
Lineage: Eukaryota; Metazoa; Arthropoda; Arachnida; Ixodida; Ixodidae
Exons: 6
Coding region: 21-434 (137 amino acids)
Source: RefSeq, a predicted model, not a curated record